AUGUGGGGACAGCUUGGAGGCUGUGGGGGCACCUGCAGCAGCCGGGAUGUAACGGGGCAGCUGGGUUUUCCUGCAGCCAAAGGCGGGAAUUCCAAGAAGGUGGAGGAGGAAGAGGAGAUCGACAUCGACCUGAACGCUCCCGAGACGGAGAAGGCUGCGCUCGCCAUCCAGGGCAAGUUCCGACGCUUCCAGAAACGGAAAAAGGACUCGGAGCCCUGAGCAGCCUC
Tinamus guttatus (white-throated tinamou) is the source of this 227-nucleotide messenger RNA. The record is from RefSeq and is a predicted model, not a curated record. Lineage: Eukaryota; Metazoa; Chordata; Aves; Tinamiformes; Tinamidae.